AUAAACUCAUUAGGUCACAUAGGCUUCCUUCGUUUUAAUUUGCGCCCUUCAUAUACGUCAACUGUCUUUAACAUAAGUAACCCUUCGACCCGCCUUUGCGACGCGCUCUUGAGCAAGUCCCAGAUCUCGGGACUUGGUUUGCACGGAGAUGCCCAGAGGUUCUGCAGGUCCCUGGGCCCGGAGGAGGCGCUGUGUCUGCGGGUCACCUGAAGAGCCGGAAGAAGCCGAUAAAUCGCCCCCACUGAACCCCAGGCGUGACAAUGGUCUCCAGCACGUUUCACGCAUUUGUUAACGCUAUCUUAUAUGAAGACAUUCGAAAUAUUAAAAUUUUGACAAGAGGAACUUAAAACAAGACGCUACGGAAACCAGCGCCGGACCUCCGGACCGUCAGCGCCUCUCGGAUGGCCGGCCGGCUCGCCAGAAAGCUCGCCCUGUUCGUGCAGAGGCACCGGACAGGGCUGCUCGUCGGCUCCUGCGCCGGGGCGUUCUCCGUGCAGGUCCUCCACCACGUGUUCCCGGAGCAGACCUACAGGAAGCUGCACCAAGCCUGGAGCAAAGGAGAGCCGGCCAGCCUCUCGGAGACCCUGCGCAAGACCUUCCAGGAUGUCUUGCGGGACGCGGGGGUCAGGGACCCGCGGAAGUACAGCGCCUUCGCCGCCUUCGGCUUUCAUCCGGUGGGGGCCGGGCUGCCGUGGUUGCCGGCGGGGGCUCGGAUCGGCGUCCCCGCCCAUUUCGACAGCACGGCGGACGCCCCGGCGGGCAUCUCGGACCGGGUCAUCCUGAUAAACGGCGAGGCGGUGCGGGGGGACGGCAGCCCGGGCCGGGCGCUGCGGGAGUCGCUGGUGCUGUCGCCCGCGGCGCAGCGCUUCGCCAUCGGCAGGGAGGUGGCGCGCCUGCAGGGCGGAGGUCCCGUCCUCCUGGCGGCGGUGGCCCCGGCGGGCCUGGCGCUCACCUGCCUCUGCGGCGUGGCCGUCAAGCAGCUCCUCGGCCUGUACGCCGGCCCGGUGCUCCUGCGGGGGCUGGCCAACGCCGCCGUGCUGACCGUCGGGGCUGCCGGCUACUGCCUGGUUUCCGACGCCGUGGGCCAGUGGCUCGACUACCGGUGGGACCGGAGAGCGGCCAGCCUCUCUACGGACUACGCCACAGGAGGAGUGGAGUUUUACAAUAAACUCCUGGCGCGCAACGUCGCCCUUCGUGGUCUGAUGGGCAGGAAGGGGGAAGAGAUGUUCGCGCCAAGUGGCAACUUGUUCCCCUCCAGCUGGUUCAGGCUGCAGCGUGCCCCGUACACAGCCCGCAGAGACAGCAUUGUGGGCCUGCUGAAAGAGCAGAAGGCAUAGUGGGGGCAGGUGUGCCAGUUUCCGUGCGACACUCUGGCCAGGGUGCCUGCCAGGCAGCUAAAACAAAUGGAAACCGCUGAUUGCAUUGAAUGUGAUCGAUUCUGGCUCAAAGAGUGUGAAAAUUGUGGGUGUAGCUGGUUGAUGUGCUCUCUAACCUCCAGAGAGAUCUGUAGCUGAAUGUCACAACUGCCUUUGGUUGGGUAACAGUGGCUCCAAGCUCUGUUCCUGCCAAAUGCUGCGUCUUCUCCUGCAGAGUUUUUUUUUUUAAUUGAUGGCGGCACAUUUUGUUUUGAAUUUGCUUUCAGCUCUGUCAGGGUCAGACGGGUCUUGUGUUGGACACCUGGCCCGUACCAGUGUCUGAAGUCCGUGACUCCCCCUGGGCCCCUUUAACCUGGGCCCAACGGGACGUUUCCAAAAAGAAGGAAGCCCUCGUCGUGGGAGUGUCCGAUGUGUUAUUAUUGCGGCCUGCUCGUCAUGCGCUGAUCACCCAGUAAGAGCUUGCAGACGUAAGGGGGCAAACCCUGAACGGACAAGCUGAGAAGAAAUGAGCCGACCGUUCUGCAUGGUGAAGCUGCUGGAAGAAGCCUUGCAGCGCUGGGGCCCGGGUUCAAUUCUGGACCUGGGGUGCUGUCUGUGUGGAGUCUGCUUGUUCUCCCCGUGUUCGCUUGGGUUUCCUCCCACGGUCCAGAGCCAUACGGGUAGCUUAAUUGAUGGGAGUUGUAAUGUCUGGCUGGUGAUGGACUGGCGUCCCAUCCAGGGUGUACCCUGCCUUGCGCCCAUUGGUUGCUGGGACAGGUUUCGGCAACCCUGGAUAGGAAAAGUUAGAAAAUUCAUGGGUGGAGUCAGUGCUGAAAAAAGAAGUCAAACAGGUCAGUUUAGGACCUCGUUCUCACCUUCUCCCCAGUGAAUAAGAGCUCAGCUGAUAUAGGUGUUCCCCAGGACCAGGGCUGGGAUCAGUGUGACCUGUGUUGAACACAUCAUAGUGUCUGCAGACGGUCCUAAGUCAAUAGAAUAUGGCCUUGUGAAGUUUGCAACUCAUACACUGACCCACAGUGCUCUACAAAGAUGUGGGAACAGUGCAGUCUAAAUUGGGAUGGAAUUUUGCUAUGAACUUGCAACGAUAAUCAUCUCGCAUGGAGGGGAAAAAACCAUGACUGAGAAGUACAAUGCCUGAGUAUUUUAUGUUUAAUAAAGUCCGUUCACUCCUGCUCUCUGAGACUGGUUUUGGAGUGCAAAACACAAAUGCUGUGCCCUUCCGGUGUGUAGGCAUUACAUGCAUAGGGUUGUGUGAAAAUAGUAGUUUGCUUUCUUGAAAGGGUUUGAAUUAAAGUGGUUUCCUGAAAUCCUCAAAAUAAAGCAUGAUGAAGAGUAAACCUCCUGGCACAUAAGCUGGUCUUUUUAAAUCCCUACCAGGAGACCUGAAAACCCAGCUUUCAUUAGUUCACUUCACCAGCGAACUGGGUCACGUAAGUAACUGAGAUCCUGAAGACUGUCAAUCCCAGAGACUUAGUUGGUCCUUGGUGCCCAGAGCUGCCUGUUGCAGGUUUAAGCUGAAGGUGCCAGCAAGGCAGGCUGGGAAGGACAGGGAGCGAACAUGCCUCAGGUGACAGCGCGUUGUACAGACAGUCUAGAUCAUCGAGGAUGAAUUACAGCUUCAGGGCAUUUAUAAGAAGCUAUAAUGUUGUGUGCUAUUUAAAAUCACAUUGAAAGAUCUUAAGGUGGAUGGGUGUGGGCUGUGCAUUUGUGAGAGACCGCUUCGAUUGAAUCCAGGAAAUUAAAACAGUCAUACUGUA
This is a messenger RNA of Lepisosteus oculatus (spotted gar), 3130 nucleotides long. It is a transcript of the gene tmem177, whose product is annotated as transmembrane protein 177. NCBI's taxonomy places the organism in Eukaryota, Metazoa, Chordata, Actinopteri, Semionotiformes, Lepisosteidae. The record is from RefSeq and is a predicted model, not a curated record. Gene Ontology annotation, cellular component: membrane.